Molecule: messenger RNA, 990 nt
Organism: Cyphellophora europaea CBS 101466
Lineage: Eukaryota; Fungi; Ascomycota; Eurotiomycetes; Chaetothyriales; Cyphellophoraceae
Exons: 1
Coding region: 1-990 (329 amino acids)
Biological process (GO): fungal-type cell wall polysaccharide metabolic process
Cellular component (GO): fungal-type cell wall
Source: RefSeq, a predicted model, not a curated record
AUGCCACGCCCACGUCACUCAUCACCAAACCCCCACCUCUCCCUCCAACCCAUCAGCCUCCUCGCCCUAGCUCUCACAAGCCCAGCCUCCGCACAACAACAAAACGACACUUCCUCUUCCGGGCCCGGCACCAAACGUGGUCUAUCCUGGAUCGGCACUUCGCACUCGGACGACGACAACCUGCUCUUCACCUCCUCGGCUUCCCCGCUGACCUGGUACAAGACCUGGAGCUCCUGGCCGAUCCGGUCAGCGCGCCGUCUCGAGUUCGUGCCGAUGAUCCACUCGCUAGAGAAUAUCGAGCAGGAUCUCUCGAAUAUCCGCGGCGGGAACGCCAAGUACGUCUUAACGUUCAAUGAACCUGACGGUAAUACGGACAGCGGAGGCACGAGUAUCGAUGCCGAAGGUGCGGCGGAGGCGUGGGCGGAGAUUGCGAAGCUGCGUGAGGAUGGGCAUAUGAUCAGCCUGCCGGCUACGACGGGGAGUGGGCCUGGAUUCGAGUGGCUGGAGGAGUUCAAUGAGUCUUGUUGGCAGCGCUAUGAGGAGACGGGCUGCGAAUUCGACUUUGUCGCUGCGCACUGGUAUGGCGCGUUCGAGGGGCUGGCGGCCUGGUUAGGGAGGCUGCACGAGGCGUGGCCCGAUCAGAAAAUCUGGGUCACGGAGAUGGCUUUGCCGCAGCCCGCAGAUGAGGAGGAGGUGUUGGGCAUGAUGAAUCAGAGUCUGAGGUGGAUGGAUGAGACAGGCUGGGUGGAACGGUAUGCGUGGUUUGGCGCAUUCAGGGACGAUGAGGCCAACAGUUGGACGGGAGAUGUGGUGAGUCUGUUGGAUGAUGAUGGUGGCUUGACCGAGUUGGGGUCCGUGUACAUGGGAGGUGAAGCUGAGGGCUUCCCAGUUGGAAAGUCGGAACAGGGUGUGGCGGCAGGGUUGAAAGUGCAGUGGUCACUGGUGGCGGCUUCGUUAUCAGUUGCAAUGGCGGGUUGGUUUUGGCGAUGA